Molecule: messenger RNA, 785 nt
Organism: Aspergillus nomiae NRRL 13137
Lineage: Eukaryota; Fungi; Ascomycota; Eurotiomycetes; Eurotiales; Aspergillaceae
Gene: srgA
Product: Rab family GTPase srgA
Exons: 3
Biological process (GO): protein localization to plasma membrane; regulation of exocytosis; protein secretion
Cellular component (GO): plasma membrane; endosome
Molecular function (GO): GTPase activity; GTP binding
Source: RefSeq, a predicted model, not a curated record
UUUUUUGGCGUGUGUGACCGAAUCCAUCGCUACCUUGUUCUGUUUAGCGCUACCUGCGUCUACUUCAUCAUGGCUGGUACAAGAAACUAUGAUUUUUUGAUCAAACUUCUGUUGAUCGGAGAUUCUGGGGUGGGAAAAUCAUGUUGUUUGUUACGAUUCAGCGAAGAUUCAUUCACCCCGUCCUUCAUCACGACUAUUGGAAUUGACUUCAAGAUCCGUACAAUCGAACUUGACGGAAAGCGUGUAAAGCUUCAAAUAUGGGAUACAGCUGGGCAGGAGCGCUUUAGAACGAUUACAACGGCUUACUAUAGAGGGGCAAUGGGCAUACUUCUGGUCUAUGAUGUCACUGAUGAAAGAUCAUUUCAAAACAUUCGCACAUGGUUCUCAAACGUCGAGCAGCAUGCAAGUGAAGGUGUUCACAAAAUUCUCAUCGGAAAUAAAUGUGACUGGGAAGAGAAGAGAGCCGUGUCAACUGAACAGGGCCAGCAGCUAGCUGAUGAGCUUGGCAUACCCUUCCUUGAAGUGUCAGCAAAGAACAAUAUCAAUAUCGAGAAAGCCUUCUACAAUCUUGCCUCGGAAAUUAAGAAAGGCAUGGACACAUCUAAAUCUGAACAGCCUGGUUCGCAAGGUGUCAGCAUAGAUCAGCAAGGCCCGGGGCUGAAUGGCAAUACGGGAGGCAAGUGUUGCUGAUGUGCUUGUUAGUACACCCUCCUGCUUUGACCUUUUGUCCACCUUACACACCUACUCCUUUUCUCCCUGAACUCCGGCAAACAGCUAUUCUGCCA